Messenger RNA from Salvelinus namaycush (lake trout), 7947 nucleotides. Its product is annotated as iporin-like. The transcript is spliced from 12 exons. The record is from RefSeq and is a predicted model, not a curated record. The coding region runs from base 113 to 4885 and encodes 1590 amino acids. Gene Ontology annotation, molecular function: protein binding. NCBI's taxonomy places the organism in Eukaryota, Metazoa, Chordata, Actinopteri, Salmoniformes, Salmonidae. Gene Ontology annotation, cellular component: cytoplasmic vesicle.
AGGAGGACGAGGGGGAGGAGAGGGAGGAGAAGGAGGGAGAAGAGGAGUAGGAGGUGGCAGCACAGGUAGCGAUAAUUUGUCUGUGACGUCCAGUAACUCGGAGGACCAGGUGAUGGUGGCCAACACUCUGCCCAGGGUGAAACCAAGGGAACAGGCCAACAACCCUCUCCGGCUCCGCCACAACCCUUUUCUGCUCAACACGGAGGAGGAUGAUGAUGAGGAGGAGGAAGAGGACGAAGACGAUAGUGAUAAUCUCAACGGUUACCUGGAAGAUUCAUCCUUCCAUCUUCAUGGCAAUACAAACUCCGCCCUAGAUGAGGAGGGAGACGGGGUCACGCCCUUUCACCUCCACGACCUGGGGUUCACCACACACAAGCCCUUCCUGUUGCAAAGCACCCUUGGAAAGCACUCCUGGGGCUGCUCUGGGGAACGGGACUCCCUCAGGGGUGUUGCCUCCGAUCUCUCCGCCCACCUGGAGGGCCUAGACCUGCUGGUAUUGGAUGGUCCUCGCCGACACGGCAGCAGCGGCUCCACCCUCUCCAUGGACUGCGGAGAGCAGGAGUGGGCCGAGGAUGAGGAGGAGGAGGAAGACCCAAUGAGGGGUGGUGGGAGGAGCAGUAGCCAGGCUGACUCGUCUUCCUCCAGCUCCACCCAUCAGCUCUGCUCCUGCUACGGCCUCUCACAGACGUUUCACGAACACUUCCCGGAACAGUUUUCCCAGUCAUUGGAAUGCCAGCUGGGCUACGGCAGCGUAUCGUCCUGUAACAGCUCGGAUGGCAUGCUGGUCAACUUCAGUGCCAUUUAUAACAAGAUCAAUAACAGUGUCCCUUCGACCUCCUCCGAGCCACCUCCUCCUGCCACAACCACCAACCUGAACAGUUCCACUGACCACUCCUACACCUCCUCUGUCUGCACCUCUUCUGUACUGGAUGGGGAGGCAGGGAGCCCAGGAAGUGCCAGAGAGAGGGUUGCUUUCUACCUAGACCUCCACACUUCCCCCACCGAGCCCCCCAACUCUCAUCAACCCUCUUGCUCCUCCAAUAGCACCCUGCCGUUUGGACUCCACCCCCACACCAACACCUCCUCAUGCACCUGCUCAGCCGAACACCAGGGGGCUCUAGAUCUGGACGCCAACUGCAAUUCUUACCAGCCUCCCCACCACUCAGACUCAGGAAGUGACCUCACAUCCUGUCUGCAGAGCCAGGCCCGUCUGGUGGUAGCCACCCAGAACUACUACAAGUUGGUGACCUGUGACCUUUCAUCUCAGUCGCCCCCGAGCCCUGUGGGAAGCUCCGCGUCGUUUACCAGCUGCUCUGACGAGCACAGCAAGGAAAGCCCCGCUCCUGACACGCCCAACGCCACCCAGCCAACCGAAUACUACCUGUUCAGACGGCCACCUGGGGGAGAGGAAAAGGAGGCAGAAGAGGAAGAUGAGGAGGGAGAGUUGUCACAGCGUGAUGAAGAUGAGGAAGAGGAUGACGACGAGGAGAGGAAGAAGAAGAGGGAGCAGCAGCAGAUGGGCGGAGCCUGUUCAGACCUCAUCAUUGAGGGACAGGUGUACAUUAACAUCUCCCCUCCCGUGGUUGACCGAGGACCCAUCGGAGGCAUGACUCCCCGCCCCCAUUCCCGUAGCUACGACCGGAACCUGGACAAGUCCCCGCCCCCUCGGCUCGGCUCAUUGGAGCGCAUGCAGAGCUGCCCUGUCCGUCUCAGUGAGGGCGCCUCCCCCCUCGGCCCUCCCACUCCGCCACGGGUCACUUCCUUCGCUGAGAUCGCCAGGAGCAAGAGGAAAAACGGAGGAAGCGCUGGAUCUCCUUCUCUCAGGAUGGGGGGAUGUUCAGAUCCCUUCUCCUCCACCCACUCGGCCAACUCCCACUCCUCGACCGACUUCUCCCCCAUCCUGGAGAACCUGGGUCAGGGUCCGAGCCACAGCCACAGUGUGCCCUUCCAGCGCUGCUACAGCCAGGGCAGUGUGGACCGCCACUCACCUGGUGGUGGCGCCAGAGAGACACACGCCACGGCUGAAGGUGGUCUCUCCAGCUCUUCGUGCAGCUCUGCUGUUGUCCGCUACACUAAAGACCAGCGUCCUACCACCCUCCCCAUCCAACCCUUCACCUUCCACCACCAGUUCUCCAAGCUGUCCCGGCCCAAGCCCAUUCUUCCCCUGCUGCCGGGCUACGUCUCUGGGAUGCAGGCGCGGGGUGGAGGGCCUUCUGGAGGUCCAGAGGGGUCUGAUGGGGUCGACGACGACCGAUGGGAAGACUCUCUGCGUCGAUGCCAGAGUGGUGGUACGAUGGGUGGGAUGGUGUCAGCGGUGGCUCCGCUCGGCCCUGGUUCUGUCCGACCCUCGCCGCUGGGUAGCUAUUCCCCCGUCCGCCUCCAGGGGGUGACCUCCACUUCCUGUUCUACCUGCACCCCCAGCCCCCAGACUCCUCUCAGCCUCUCCUGCCCCCUGUCGGCCGGGCUCCUGCCCCUCCACCAUACCCAUCCCCCACCAGCACGACUGGCGGCUGCCCCUCUGCCUCCCACUCAUCCACCUCCGCCCCUGGGGGUGAAGCGGGGUGCGGUGCCCCCCAUGCUGCCUCCGGUCCAGGGCCAGGUGCAGGGUCAGUGUCACCGUGGGACUCUCCCCAUCUUGCCGGUCGUGCUCCAGGACAGUGAGAUUUCACUGCGAUACGAGGAGACGUCAGACCCUGUGGAGGGGAGCAGAGGACCAGGGUCCAGGACACAACAUGGCCAGUCUGUGAAGCAGCUGCAGCAGUACUACAGUGACUUCCUGCCAGACUACUUCUCCCUGACGGAGCGUCCUCCAGACGAGUUCUGUCUCUCUCCUGACGCCUCCUCUUCGUCAUCGUCCUCCACUUCCUCACAAUCCCACAUCUCUGUGAACCUGCAGCAGAAGAGAGGUUUAGUCAAAGCCAUCAAUACAGCGGUAGAUUUAAUCGUGGCUCAUUUUGGCACCAGUCGGGACCCUGAUGUUAAGGCGAAGCUGGGUAACAGUUGGGUGAGUCCCAACGUGGGCCACCUGAUCCUGAAGUACCUGUGUCCGGCUCUAAGGGAGGUGCUGGGGGAUGGGCUGAAGGCCUACGUCCUGGACCUGAUCAUCGGACAGAGACGCAACCAGCCCUGGAGCCUGGUAGAGGCCUCCACACAACUAGGCCCGUCCACCUGUGUUGUCCACAGCCUGUUUUCCAAGGUGUCCCAGUACUCAGAGCUCACCAGCCACAGCAUGAGACUCAACUCAUUCAUCUUCGGACUGCUGAACUUGCGAUCUUUGGAAUUUUGGUUCAAUCAUCUCUACACUCAUGAAGACAUCGUAGCGGCUCACUACCACCCGUGGGGUUUCCUGCCGUUGUCCCAGGGGCCGUGCCAACCUCUCUUGGAGGAGCUCCUCCUCCUCCUCCAGCCUCUGUCUCUGUUGCCCUUUGAUCUGGAUCUGCUCUUUGAGCCGCGAUUGGUCCAGAGGAGCCAGGAGCACCUGAGAAGCAAGGAACAGCUCUGCUCCGCCUCCGCCGGCCAGAGCCUGGACCAAUCAGCAUGCUCCACCUUCCAGCUCAUGAGGGGGUGGAGCUCGGAGUCACAGAGGGCAGAGUCUAUGAGAGAAGGGGCGGAGGUUAAAAAGGAAGGAGGCGGGGUGGGGAACAGAGAAAGGUUGGGGCUGAGACGAGAGGGGACGUGGCCUAGGAUGGAAGGGGUUGGAGAGAGAGGGAAGAGAGAGGGGAUGAUGCAGAGGAUGGGGUCGAGGAGAGAGGGGGCGGGGGAGGGGAUUGAUCGUUUAGGGGCGGGGCUUGUAGAAGCACAGCCAAUGAUAACCGAAGUAGGGACAGGAUUUGCAAACCUGUGGAGAGAGAGCGGGAGGGGGAAGGGCACAGGAAAGAGAGUGAAGGGGGUGGAAGGAGUAAGCCAUGAGGAGGAUGGAGAGAAGGAGGAAAGGAGGAAGGAGAGAGAGAGGGAUUGGGCGGAGGAGGGUCGUCAGCAGCAGGAGCGUGAUCGCCAGGCGGGCUGGUGGUACCAGCUCAUGCAGAGUUCCCAGGUCUAUAUCGACCAAUCAGCUCAGGGUGGGUCGAAGUUCGUUAAGAGCGAGAAGAGGAAGAAGUCUGCAGAGAGGCAGAGCCAGAGUCAGCACCCACUCCCCAGGAAGGGUGUUGUGGAAGGGGCAGAGUCUAGCCAGGAAGAGGAGGUUCUUAGGGAGAGAAGCAGGAAGAGCAGCUCCAGCUCCAGUGGUGAGUGGACGGGGUCCAGGGGAAGAGGAAGACCAUCCUGGAUGGGGAGUCCCCCAGAGUCAGUGCUCACCCAGGACAAGGAGAAAGAGAAGGAUCCAGGAACCACAAGGGCCACAGAAGCCACAGCGACCCAGCCAGCGGCCCAGACUGAAGACCCCUCCCAGGGCCAGGGCAUGCGCUGGGUCAGACUGUUUGGGUCCAGCAUGGGUGGUGGUGGCACCCCCUCCAGGCCAGACGGAGCAGAGCAGAGAGCAUCCAAAAGCAAGAGGAGCAGGCUGCCGUCUGGAUGGCUGACAGGUCUGGACAUGUCCGUGCUGGACCUCUUAGCCCAGACGGUGGGGGCGGGGACAGUGAAGAGGGUGGAGCCUUCAGCUCCUCCGGCCCCUCCCACUCUGAACCAACCCUCUCCACCUCCUCAGCCGCCACAGGAGAGCCACACCAAACAGCUGUGUGAGGUGCGUGCCCUGUGCCACCACAUAGCCACAGAGCCUGACCAGCUGAGUUUCCAUAAAGGGGACGUACUGAGUGUCCUGAGUCGGGCUGACUCCGACUGGCUCCUCUGCUCCCUGGGGGCCCAGCGGGGCCUGGUGCCUUUCAUCUACGUUACCCUGAGGGGUCUGGAGGACAGCCAGGCGCCCCAAGAGCCUCAGGGGCCACACUGACCUGACCGACUCAACUAGGGUUCCAAAAUUCAGGUUUUCCAGAAAUCCUGGUUGGGAGAUAAGGAGGGAAUAAGUAGGACAUCUGUAUAUCCUCCGACCUAGGGAUUUCGGGAAAGUUGCCGGAACUUUGCAACCCUAGACUGAACCCAGGGCCCAGAGGCCACAGUAGAGGAUGAGGGUGGAAGGUGGAUAGGGGAAAGGAUUCAGAGGGCCAAAGAUGGAUAUACAGCAUACUACAGCACAAGACGAUGGAUACUCAUGGAGGAGAGACCUUGAUAUGACUGGUUUAAAGUGUAAUUAUUGUACUAUGGAGAGGCGUAUGAAACACACACACACACACACACUCACACACAGACGUAAACAUGCAUUAAUGUACAUAUAUGCACAUGCAAGCAUGCAGGCACAAAUACGCUAUGUAUGCAUGUCCACUAAACUCACACACACACCAAACUGCCUGGGGAUCUUUUACAGAAAGGAGACAAGGCUAGCUACAGACUGCCUUGGUCCCAUCAUAUACUGUAUACUAUCCCUAGCCGUGCUUUACUUUACCAUGCUACAGAGCAUACUCUAUCUAUCAUUCAUCUAGCUGUGCCACUCUUUGAAUGCCAAUGCUAUGUUAACGCUAAAUGCUAGUGCUAAUGCCAGUGCUAAUGCCAGUGCUAAUGCUAGUGCUAAUGCUAAUGCUAGCGCUAAUGCUAGCGCUAAUGCCAGUGCUAAUGCUAGUGCUAAUGCUAGUGCUAAUGCCAGUGCUAAUUGUUAAUGGAAAAUUUCAGAGACUGGUUAAAGGACUUGUCAUCCAAUGGAUCCACACCAACAUGCUAUUCUCUGAGCUUCAUUCACCCAGAGAUCCCCUGCUUUGUAAUAGGAUGUAAGUAGGAAAAGUAGUUUUGUUAUAAAACAGAAAAUACAAACUUUCUUAGUGUGAUAUAGCUGUGGGUAUGACAGCUGUGAGUUCUGACAGCUGUCGACAAUGGACAACCGGUUUAAACUUGCUUCUUCAUUACAAAUGGACAACCGGUUUAAACUUGCUUCUUCAUUACAAAUGGACAACCGGUUUAAACUUGCUUCUUCAAUACAAAUGGACAACCGGUUUAAACUUGCUUCUUCAUUACAAAUGGACAACCGGUUUAAAACUUGCUUCUUCAAUACAAAUGGACAACCGGUUUAAACUUGCUUCUUCAUUACAAAUGGACAACCGGUUUAAACUUGCUUCUUCAUUACAAAUGAACAACCGGUUUAAACUUGCUUCUUCAAUACAAAUGGACAACCGGUUUAAACUUGCUUCUUCAAUACAAAUGGACAACCGGUUUAAACUUGCUUCUUCAAUACAAAUGGACAACCGGUUUAAACUUGCUUCUUCAAUACAAAUGGACAACCGGUUUAAACUUGCUUCUUCAAUUCAUCGUCAUCUGCAGAUUCCUGAUUUUCAUCAUCUUGUUAACGCUAUGGGUACGUUCCUCUGCCCAUGCGUUGCUGACGCAUGCCAGAUCUUACAACGCUUGGAUACGUAUUUUACGUAUCGGCUAACCACAUCAUCCGUAUGUUAUAGCAAUCUGUCAGUCGAUGAAAUAGUCACGGACGUGGCACGCAACCAUUGGUUGAUGCAUGCAAUGUCUGAGCAGGGGAACACUACCAAUGAUUACCAAUGAUGGACUGUCAAACCUGACUCUGAUUGGACAAGCCCAAUAACAUCCUCUGGCUCCUCCCUUCACAUCCUGUUGUUUUGAUGGAUGGGAUGAACUGACCUAUCACUGCAAGUGUCAGGAAAGAAAAGGGUAGAGCCGGGCCUAGUGCAUGUAACCUAGCAACAGACGGACAACAUUUUGUGUCUUUUUACAGUUUCUUCACCCCUGUUCUGAACCCAAAACCCUAGCUCCUCCCACCUACCCCGCCUCUCUACCCCUUAACCAAUACGACUGCACAGCUUUAGGAGAAGCUGCAGUACCACGAUUACAGACAAAACCAAGUGAUUCAAGAGGCUAUGUUAAGCUUUGAACUCUGUGUCUGUAUAUCUAUCCAUACAUACUGUAAAUGCAUAUACUUACACACGUUUAUUUAUUGACUAAUGAUGAUGUCAUGUAUUAUUGUUGAGGGAAACCGUGUGAAUGGAAAGGCAGUAGAGGUGGAUAAAGAAGGAAGGAUGUUCAAUGAAAGCAACGUAUGACUUUGGAGGUCUGUUUAGGUGUUUUGGUGUUCUUAACUGAAUGUGUUGGUUGGAAGGCUGUAUAAUCACCAUGGCCACCCCCACCCCCACCCAAACCUCCCUAUUGUAAAAUGGGUCUACUAAAGAGAAAAAUCAUGUUUUAACGUUUUAAAAUGCUUCAAAUUAUUCUGAUUGGUAGUAUGUAACAGAGAAAGAGAGUAAUGUUUCUCGUGUAUGCCUUAAAGUCUUUGAGAAAGAACCACAGAGAGAGCUGCUGUGUUGGAGGUAUCUAGCGUUUGACCAUGCCUAUGGUCCCCACGUGAUUCUUUAUAUAUGUGACGGUGCGUCCAACCAGCCACUUUCCCUGGGUUUCAGUCGGAAAAAGAGUAUAUAUUUUCUCUGGUAAUAGAAAAAAGUAUAUGGAUAUUUUUUAGGGUGGGACUCAUCUUAAAAUAGACCCCAACACAUUUCUUGGUGGCUUUGUAGGCAUUUGUUGGUGUCAGGUGUGGCCUUAGGUUCAGAUUGAGCUGUACAGGAAACUAGAGCUGGCAAAAAGUUAGGGAUUAGGUUUAAACUCUAUAUGUCAAAACCUUGUGGAUUAAGCCCUAGAUUAGGGUUUGGUAGAGCCAAAAUAAUCUGCAACGAAAUUAUGUAAUGUAACUUUAAGACAAAUAUGGGUUAGCGAAACAUAAAAAUUGCCAGGACGAAUUCACACUGGACAAGAGUUAGGCCUAGAUUCAAUCAGACCAAUAGUUCAUUUAGCUUGUAACUGUAUUAUUAUUCUUUUUUUUUUAAAUGGUUUUGUUUAAAUGUAUUUCGUUCUUCCGUUAUUCUCUUUUGUUGUACAGUUACAUUUUUUUUUAAUAUAAUUUUUGUCAAUUCCUUUGGAUUCUGCAUAAAUAAUUUAAAUAUUUUGUUA